CGAGAUGGCAACCGACGAGACCCGGCCCUAAAAUGACCCCCUUACAGUAUGCGCACGUGACCGCAAGGCAGUGUUUUUUCCCCUCAGUCCUCACUGACUGCGAUAUCGACUCGAUGCCACCGACCCGUUCCUCCACGCGGGCAAAGCCCAAGCCGAAGUCCGCGUCAAGCUUGAAUAUCCCCUCGUCGAGCAAAACGCGCGCAGGCCCUCGUGGCCCAAAGAGCAGCACCGAAGAAAAGGAGGACCCAGUAGCUGCGAGGAUGCGACGGGCGAUGGAGGAGGCGGAUGACGAGGACGAGGAUGAGGAAGUGAGUAUCGUUGCUGGCGAGGAGCUGGAUGCCGAUGAAAUGGACGACGACGAGGAUGAGGACGCGGACGAGGAUCGACUUGAAGAUGAUGAUGGCAUGCGCGCAUCUUCCCCCGCGUUCGGCGAGGCAGAUUCAGGGGAGGACGGCUCGUCGGAUGAGGAUGUCGGUGAAGUCGAGGAAGAUGCAGAAGACGAGGUUAGGCUCGACGAUGACAGCCAAGAGGACGAGGACGAGGACGAGGACGAGGACGACGAUGACACACUCAAUCCCUCGCCGCCCAGUGCGUCGUCCGGCUACCUCCCGGACCACCUCUUCUCCGCCGCGUUCGCUCCCAAGUCCACAUCUACCUCGAACUCAAAAUCGUCUCCCGCGGCACCCCAGAAGAAGAUCCGCCGCAAAAAACGGCGGAACGGGCCGAAGGACAUCGUCCUCGGAACGCGCACGCUGCGCAUCACCCCCACCGCUGCGUCCUCCGCAUCGCCCGCCGCCAACGGCGCGCUGCUCCCCUCUCGCACGGCGCAGACGUUCACCAACCGCGUGCUGCAGUUGAAGCCUGGUGCUCUGAAGCGGGCGAAGGGCAGGCCGAAGGCGGGGUGGGAGCGCGUUCCGGUCAACCUGGGGUCUAUGCGUGGAAGAGCGAUUGGCCCCGCGCGCGGCUUCGCACGAGGACAGCUGUAGCACCGCCGCGUUCGACUUGACAGUCUAUCUGUCUAUCUAUCUCCCCCGUUUCUGCGCAGGUGACGUCGGCUUGGUCGUCAAUAACCAUCCGUCGAUUCCGUGCAACACCGCGGGGGCGAACGCGUGAAUGUCAACGUCUUCUGCUGGCAGUAGUUGUCCUAAAUCCAUCUCUGAACGACCAGACCGAGAUGCGAUCCGUACCGCACAGCAUCUUGGCUGCACAUAGUUUAGAGAAUGCCCUUUUACUGCUUGGUAUGAUACUCGAAUACACUGGACUCAGAUUACUGUCC
Mycena citricolor is the source of this 1276-nucleotide messenger RNA. Lineage: Eukaryota; Fungi; Basidiomycota; Agaricomycetes; Agaricales; Mycenaceae. The record is from the annotation of a GenBank genome assembly.